Molecule: messenger RNA, 2749 nt
Organism: Conger conger (European conger)
Lineage: Eukaryota; Metazoa; Chordata; Actinopteri; Anguilliformes; Congridae
Gene: mark1
Product: MAP/microtubule affinity-regulating kinase 1
Exons: 18
Coding region: 355-2730 (791 amino acids)
Biological process (GO): microtubule cytoskeleton organization; protein phosphorylation; intracellular signal transduction
Cellular component (GO): cytoplasm
Molecular function (GO): ATP binding; protein serine/threonine kinase activity; tau-protein kinase activity
Source: RefSeq, a predicted model, not a curated record
GAGACAAGCUCCUGCCGGUGGAUGUGACUCCCCCUGUCUCUCGUUCGUUUGUCUAUGGGAGUGCAUCAAGGCUGGGGACUCCGAUUCAUACAAACUCCCAUUCCCUCUCUCUCCGCUGGGCUCGACUGGUCUACUGCUACCCGAGAGGCACAUCCUUACGCCGGUUAUACACCUUUACCUGGCUCAAAGUGGACUCGAAGAUCAUUAUGCUGUAGUGGAAUAUAAUAGCGUUCUGACGGUCGGUGUGAAAAUGCCGUCGGAGGAGUAGAAGGCUGAAUAUUCACCUCCGUUCUCACUGCCCCCGCUCUACCGCUGCCAAGCUUGUUGCUUUGCGAAGAGGCCUAAAAACACAAAAUGUCGACCAGAACGCCAUUGCCCACUGUGAACGAGCGCGAUACCGAAAAUCACACGUCAGUCGAUGGCUACCCAGAGCCGCCCCUCGCUCCGCCCACCAAGUCCAGCAGCCGGCAGAGCCUCCCUCGGUGCCGGAACUCCAUCGCCUCGGCCAGCGACGAGCACCCGCACGUGGGAAACUACCGCCUGCUCAAGACCAUCGGCAAGGGCAACUUCGCCAAGGUCAAGCUGGCCCGACACGUGCUCACUGGGCGAGAGGUUGCUGUGAAGAUAAUAGACAAAACGCAGCUGAACCCUACCAGCCUCCAGAAGCUCUUUCGGGAGGUGAGGAUAAUGAAGAUCUUGAAUCAUCCUAAUAUAGUUAAAUUAUUCGAGGUGAUUGAAACGGAGAAGACGCUUUAUUUAAUAAUGGAGUACGCCAGCGGAGGUGAGGUGUUCGACUACCUGGUGGCUCAUGGGAGGAUGAAAGAGAAAGAGGCCAGAGCGAAGUUUCGGCAGAUCGUGUCGGCGGUGCAGUAUUGCCAUCAGAAACAGAUAGUGCACAGGGAUCUGAAGGCGGAGAACCUGCUGCUGGACGCGGACAUGAACAUCAAGAUCGCCGACUUCGGCUUCAGCAACGAGUUCACCAUCGGGAGCAAGCUGGACACGUUCUGCGGGAGCCCCCCCUACGCGGCCCCCGAGCUCUUCCAGGGAAAGAAGUACGACGGGCCCGAGGUGGACGUGUGGAGCCUGGGGGUCAUCCUCUACACGCUGGUCAGCGGCUCGCUGCCCUUCGACGGGCAGAACCUGAAGGAGCUGAGAGAGAGGGUCCUCCGAGGGAAGUACCGGAUCCCCUUCUACAUGUCCACAGACUGUGAAAACCUACUGAAGAAGCUGUUAGUGCUCAACCCAGUGAAACGAGGAAGCUUGGAGCAAAUAAUGAAAGAUCGAUGGAUGAAUGUAGGCCACGAGGAGGAGGAACUGAAGCCGUACAUCGAACCCGAGCCAGAUUUCAGCGACAACAAGAGAAUAGAGCUGAUGGUCACGAUGGGAUUCCCGAAGGACGAGAUCACGGAGUCGUUAGUGGGUCAGAAGUUCGACGAGGUCAUGGCCACUUAUCUUCUGCUGGGCAGAAAGCCUCCCGAUUUUGAAGGGAGCGAGUCCCUGUCCAGCAGCAACCUGUGUCAGAGGUCACGACCCAGCAGCGACCUCAACAACAGCUCCACGCAAUCCCCCGCCCACUCCAAGGUCCAGCGAAGCAUUUCAGCCAAUCAGAAGCAGCGGCGAUUCAGCGACCACGUGGGGCCCAGCAUUCCCCCGGCCGUGUCCUACACCAAGCGGGCGCAGGCCAACAGCGUGGAGGGGGAGAAGAAGGAGGACUGGGACAGCUCCCGCAAGCUGGGCACCUCCAGCUCCAAGGGGGACAUGCCCGCCUCCCCGCUGGUGGUUUCGGAGAGGAAGAAACCGUCCACAGGCUCAGGGAACAGUGCUCUCCCAGGAGGGGGAAUGACCCGCAGGAACACGUAUGUGUGUGAACGCUCCAGCACUGACCGCUACAGCGCCAUCCCCAACGGCAAGGACAGCAGUCUGACGGAGGUGUCUACGGGCACCGGCAGCACCCCCUCAUCUUCGGGGGCCACGCCCACCGCCCCCUCCACCCGCCCCCGCCACGUGAAGUCCAUGUCCGCCUCAGGACACCCCUCCAAAUCCACACUCCCGCCCAUCGAGGACAACAGCGAGUACAGACCCAGCUCGGCUCCCCGUGCCCCGGCCGCGUCCCCCUCGGCCCACAGCAUCAGCAGCACCACGCCCGACCGCACCCGCUUCCCCCGCGGCAGCUCCAGCCGCAGCACCUUCCACGGAGCGCAGCUCAGAGACCGCCGCAGCGCCACCUACAACGGGCCCCCCGCCUCGCCCACCCUGUCCCACGACACGGGCGCCCUCGCCCAGGCCCGCCGGGGCACCUCCACCGGCAUCAUCAGCAAGAUCACGUCCAGGUUCGUCCGCAGGGUCCCGAGCGAGGGCGAGGCCAGUGGCAGAACGGACACACCCAGAAGCGCCUCAGGUGAGCCCAAGGAGGAGAGCAAGGACUCCAAACCCCGCUCCCUGCGCUUCACCUGGUCCAUGAAGACCACCAGCUCCAUGGAGCCGGGCGACAUGAUGCGCGAGAUCCGCAAGGUGCUGGACGCCAACAACUGCGACUACGAGCAGCGGGAGCGCUUCCUGCUCUUCUGCGUCCACGGCGACGCCCGGCAAGACAACCUGGUCCAAUGGGAGAUGGAGGUGUGCAAGCUGCCCCGCCUCUCGCUCAACGGCGUCCGCUUCAAGAGGAUAUCGGGCACGUCCAUCGCCUUCAAGAACAUUGCGUCCAAAAUCGCCAACGAGCUGAAGCUGUGAAAGGAAGCCCCCCCCCCCC